This is a messenger RNA of Ceutorhynchus assimilis (cabbage seed weevil), 1486 nucleotides long. Lineage: Eukaryota; Metazoa; Arthropoda; Insecta; Coleoptera; Curculionidae. The record is from the annotation of a GenBank genome assembly.
GCAACGCCGUACAGUCUUCCACUGUCAAAAAAAAGAACUGAAACUAGAAGAGUAAACAAAUUGGUUGUUUUAAGUUAAUACAUACUGAAAAUAAAAAUUUAUGAUAAGGUGACCAUAAUGGCAACUAGUGUUUUUCGAAUAUUCAGCCGGUUUAAAGUUAAAUACAACCUUUCAAAUAGUACAUCUAUCUUUCGAAAUAAUGUAAUUACUACAAGUAGAAGAAAUAUCCAUACAACUUCAGUUCAAAAACAUGGAGAAUAUGAAUGGCAAGAUCCCAAAUCUGAAGACGAAGUGGUAAAUGUAACGUUUAUUACUAAAGAUGGUAGUCGAGUGGCAGUUAGGGGAAAAGUUGGAGAUAAUUUACUUUAUUUAGCUCAUAGAUAUGAAAUACCCAUGGAGGGAGCAUGUGAGGCGUCAUUGGCUUGCACAACAUGUCAUGUAUAUGUUCACGACAAUUUCUAUGAAGCAUUGCCAGCACCGGAAGAAAAGGAAGACGAUCUGUUAGAUAUGGCUCCAUUUCUAAAAGAAAAUUCUCGAUUAGGUUGUCAAAUUAUUUUGAGUAAAGAUUUAGAAGGUUUAGAAGUUGAGUUACCGAAAGCUACAAGAAACUUUUAUGUUGACGGUCACACGCCUAAACCUCAUUAAAAUGUUCCUUAUUGGUAUUUUGCUAGAAAUACUUGUACAGAGCCAUAUAUGUCCAAAAACCUGAAGAUGGAAAGCUAUAUAGAUAAUAAACAACAAAGGAAAAUAAUAAAACUUCUAGUCAUUGAUUCAAAUCACUUAUUUUUCCAAAAUAUAAUAAUAAGUUGUUACAAAUAUAUUGCCACAUCUAUUUUGACUAAUAUUAAAACUAACAUAAAUAAAUCUACCUAAAAGAAACACAAAAGGCAGAAGAUGAAAAAUGAAGACAUACAAAUUCACUGUUAAAAAAUUAAAUAAAAAUAAAUCAUAAAUAUAUACAGAAAGAUAAUAAAAAAUAAUGAAUGAAACAAAACAAGAUGAAGAAUAUAGUCAUUUGUCUACUAAUAAAUUGUGUGCAAUUCUUUUACAUUCAAUUUGCUUUUAGGUCUUUCUUUAUUUUUUUCAAUUUUCAAGGCUAAAAAGGCACAUUUAUUGUUAUAUCAUAAGGCAACACUCUAAUUAGGCAAUAUAUUUUAGGCAUUUUUACUCUAUAAAAAAAACUAAUACCUACCAUAAGAAGAAAGACCUUUAAAACUGAAAGAAAAAAAAAAUGUUAUUACAAUAAUUUUUUCAAAUAUUUCAACAGGUACCUAACAAUAGUACUCGCUACAGUAUAAUUUGAUCUAAAUACGAAUAUUUGUUCAUGUUUGUUUAAAUUAAAUUCAUACACUAAACUAAAUGACUACACAAAAAUAAAUUCAGUAGUAUGUUUCUUUUCGAUACCAGCCUUGAGGAUUUUUCCUGAUUCUCCAUUUUCUGAAUUCGUCGAAUAUAAAAAUGAAAAGGGCAAACGGAAUAGAAUAAC